This is a messenger RNA of Cercopithifilaria johnstoni, 597 nucleotides long. NCBI's taxonomy places the organism in Eukaryota, Metazoa, Nematoda, Chromadorea, Rhabditida, Onchocercidae. The record is from the annotation of a GenBank genome assembly.
AUGAAAAUUUUGUUGCUCACAGUUCUUUCACUUUUAUUUAUCGUUGAAGAAGUAUGCGGUAGUUAUGAAGAGCGAUAUGAUCUGCAAAAAUUACCACCGGAUUUGAAGCCUAUUACGGAGUUCAUAGGGCUUUGGCAGCUGGAAACAAAAUCUGGUCCAACGCGUGAAUACAGUCCUCCUGAUCUAAUUGAUAUUGCAAUUAAUCCAAUACCAAAAUUUGGUGCUCGUGCUGCUAACAUUACGCAUACUUAUUUUGAUUCACAGAAGAAUAUUAUACGAUCAGAUUAUGGUUUUAUGCCAGUAAAAAAUGCAACAAAACGUGAUCCUCGCGUACAUAUCGCAUAUUUAACUACUAGUAGUGAAGGUUAUUCGAUGAUGGAACAAGGAACAGUUGUAGGCCGUAAAAUUGCAUUCCAUUUGAAACAAUUUCUUCGUCGAACAUUUUCAGUUGGAAGUAACGGUGUCGAAUUAGAUAUUCGAGAGUUUGAACGACGAUUCGAGAUUCUGGAUUUUAAUCAUAUGAUAAUGAAGGUCCGUGCUGAAACCAAUAGUGGAACAGAAAGUUUUUCAGCUACCUAUCGAAAAAUUAUGCCUUAA